AUGCUAGUAUCCACCGUAGUUUUUUUACAAAUUUUGUUUGUUCGUAUUUUAAUUACUCACGGUGAAGAUACAUUUGAUUGUACAGGUUAUGAAGAUGAUUCAUAUCAUCCAAUAUAUGAUGCCGAUGAUUGUCGUCGUUAUUGGCAUUGUAUUUACGUUAAUACUGUUUAUAUGCAUGCAGUUAAACGUGUUUGUCCAGCUGGAACUGAAUUUGAUGCAACAUUGAGAAAAUGUGAAACAUCAAGUUUAGUGGAUUGUAAACCGCCAAAAUCACCUCAUAUGCCAAGAACAACAUCGACUACAAGAGCAUGGAAAUGGAAAUAUUCAAGAUUAUUUUCACAAAAAUAUUGGAGAACAACAAUACCAUAUUUUAUGUCAACAAGAAAGCAUCGUGUAUUUGAUCUAGGAGAUUUUGUUGAGAAUGAUAUGACAACAACGAUAAUGCCAGAAACCGAAACAACUGAAAAAAUUCAAGUAUUACCGUUUACACUCUCUCAACUAACAACUAGUUUUUCUUUUGAAAAACUUUCAAAAGAUAUUCAUGCUCUUCUAUUAAAACGUCGUCCAUAUAAAAAUAAAUUAGCAGCAGCAAAACUUUUCCAACCAGGUGAACCAGAAAAUGAAGCGAUUGUUUAUACAUCAACAAUAAAACAACGAACAAGACGCACUCGUUAUAGUACUCAAUCGAUUUCAAUAGAUACAACAACACAAUUACCAUUAACAACUUUAUUUAUUACAGCGGAAGCAACAAUGAUAACUACCAUGUCUACUGCAUCAACACUUCAUACGACAACUACAACGAUAACAACAACUAUUACUUAUCCGUUUACUUCAACAUUAAUAACAACAAUUAUUACUCAACCGGAUUCAACAAUACAUAUCAAUCCACAAUUACGUAUUGGUGGUCAUAGUCGACGUAAUAAUAUGACUUUAUAUAUUUUAACAAGUGAUGAACAUAAAAUUCGACGAUUUUCAAUAAAUCAUACACGUGGUUUCUUAAUUAAUUGUAAUCAAUUACGACGUCGUCUUCUUGGUCGUCGACGAUUACGAGAUAUUUUUCAAACAACAACAUCAACAAAUAAUUCUUCAAUCAUAAAAAAUUCCUCAACUUCAUCAAUACAAACAUUUCAUCAUAAUAUAUUGUCAUUAACAAUGUUAUCUUUCUUUUUUUUACAAAAAUAA
Messenger RNA from Rotaria sp. Silwood2, 1182 nucleotides. The record is from the annotation of a GenBank genome assembly. NCBI's taxonomy places the organism in Eukaryota, Metazoa, Rotifera, Eurotatoria, Philodinida, Philodinidae.